Molecule: messenger RNA, 1997 nt
Organism: Labeo rohita (rohu)
Lineage: Eukaryota; Metazoa; Chordata; Actinopteri; Cypriniformes; Cyprinidae
Product: polyadenylate-binding protein 1-like
Exons: 13
Coding region: 98-1747 (549 amino acids)
Cellular component (GO): ribonucleoprotein complex
Molecular function (GO): RNA binding
Source: RefSeq, a predicted model, not a curated record
UGAAUCUUUUAAAUCCGAUUCGUUGAUCGUUACAGGCGUUUUUCAGACUGAAUCUCGGAUGCUUUGAGUUCUGCAUCGAUCAUUCAUCGAUAUUUGAAUGUGUUUGAUGAAGAUGAUGUUGAGCAGCUCGCUGUAUGUGGGCGAUCUGGAGCCGGACGUGACUGAAGCCAUGCUGUUCGAGCGCUUCAGGUCGGUCGGUUCGGUUCAGUCGAUCCGAGUCUGUCGGGACCGAAUCACUUGCCGCUCGCUCGGAUACGCGUACGUCAACUUCGAGCGACCCGCAGACGCCGAGCGAGUGUUGGACACCAUGAACUUUGACCUGAUGCGGGGUAAACCCAUGCGUCUGAUGUGGUCACAGCGAGACCCUUCACUGAGGAAGAGCGGCGUGGGAAACGUCUUCAUCAAGAACCUGGAGAAAUCCAUCGACAGCGAGGGCCUGUUCGACAUCUUCUCAUCCUUCGGAAGCAUCCUGUCCUGCAAAGUUGCCUGUGAUGGAAAUGGAUCGAAAGGCUUUGGGUUCGUGCACUUUGAGACGCAAGAAGCUGCAGAAAAAGCCAUCGAGAAAUUAAACGGCAUGUUGAUCAAUGAGCAGAAAGUGUUCGUCUCACACUUCAAGUCUCAAAAGGAGCGUGAGGUCGAAAUGCAGGCGAGAAACAGAGAGUUCACGAACAUUUACAUCAAGAACUUCGGGAAGGAUGUGGAUGACAAGAUGCUGACGGAGAUUUUCAGUAAAUUCGGGCCGACCCUGAGCGUUCGGGUCAUGACGGAUGAGAAGGGAAUGUCGAGAGGAUUUGGUUUCGUCAGCUUUGAGAAUCACAGCGAUGCCAAACGGGCGGUGGAGGAGCUGAACCGGACGGAGCUGAACGGCAGGCUGGUGCUCGUGUGCCGAGCUCAGAAGAGACGAGAGCGGCAGGCGGAGCUGAAGCGGCACUUCGAGCAGAUCAGGCAGGAGCGCAUGAUGAGAUAUCAGGGCGUGAAUCUGUACGUGAAGAAUCUGAGUGACAGCGUUGACAGCGAACGGCUGCUCAGAGAAUUCUCUCCGUACGGAAACAUCACCAGCGCUAAGGUGAUGACAGACGGCGGCCGCAGCCGAGGCUUCGGAUUCGUUUGUUUCUCGUCUCCCGAAGAGGCCACCAGAGCCAUCACUGAGAUGAACUGCCGCAUCAUCGACUCCAAGCCCAUAUACGUGGCUCUGGCUCAGAGGAAGAAGGAGCGUCAGGCUCUGCUCAACCAGCAGCACGUGAUGAGACGCCAGCAGCACGAAACACACGCCGAGCAGGUUCCGUAUUUCUCCUCAUAUCACGUCACUCAGCCUCAGUUCGGCUCUCAAUGGGACACACAGAGCGUCAGUCCUCACUUGAAUCAGUCUCUCUGUUUGGCCGUGAGCGCAGCACCGCAGCACAUCUACACUCCUGAAGUUUACGAUCAUCACGAGUUCACAAGCAAACCGCAGCAGCAGUGGACUGUUCAACAGGUCCAGGAGUGUCUGAGCUCAUCUGUGUCCAGCUCAGCAGAAAAGCAGGCGCUUGGUCGCAGUCUCUUCCCGCUGGUGCAGGACGCGGUGGGGCCGCUGGCGAGUAAAAUCACCGAGAUGCUGCUGGAGACGGACGAGUCGGAGCUGCUGCAGCUGCUGCGCUGCCGUCAGUCUCUGUGCAUGAAGGUGAACGAAGCGCUUGCUGUUCUUCAGUCUCAUCAGACGAUGGAAGAGGCUCAGAUCAUCAGAUCAUCCAGAUAUUCAUAUCAAUGACUGCACACAGAUUUAUUCAUUUUAACAUUAAUUUUGUAAUAUUAAUUAACUGAACAAUUUAGUCUCUAUUAAAAUAUUCUGCUGCAACAUAAAUAAAUAGGCUAAACGUGCUUUUGCAAGGCAUUUUUAUUUAUUGAUUGAUUGAUUUAUUUGCAUAUUGUUUAAAAUCACAGUUUCACACUUCAUUUUGUACAUUAAAGUUAAAGUUGAGUCAGGAGGAUGAAUGCAAUAAAAAGCUAUUAUCACUAAA